Molecule: messenger RNA, 723 nt
Organism: Caenorhabditis remanei
Lineage: Eukaryota; Metazoa; Nematoda; Chromadorea; Rhabditida; Rhabditidae
Exons: 1
Coding region: 1-723 (240 amino acids)
Source: RefSeq, a predicted model, not a curated record
AUGUCUAACGAAUCGUUCGACCACCUCUCGGAUGCCUCGGACCUUGGAGACGUCUCGAAUCAAGAUCAAAAGGAAGAUCCUGUUCCACUGGUUCCAACGAAACAACGGGAAGACGUAGCCCAUCAGAAACUUGUACACUUCGUCAUCGUGCUCGUUGCUCUCUGUUUUCUAGCAGCUUCCAAUCCGAAGAAAGCGGCUCCAGUUGCCAACACGACCAUCAAUACCACCUUCGAUGCUACCGCCUAUCGUUUGGCUCUCGGAGAACGUCAAAUGCUGCAAAGGACCAAACUGUUCGAGAACGAGGAAAAAAUUGCGAGAGCACAACGAGUGAUGCAAUCAAGGACGUGGUCAAAACUCGCAGAUGUUCCAGAAUACUACUGGGACAAGUACAUCCCGGACCCAACUCGCUUCGAAGGUGUCGAGAUGUAUCUUCACAUGACGAAGCAGAAUGGCACACAAGUUGCGGAGGCCCUCUAUUUCUACCCGAUCAAAUUUCGGAAGGGCGGUAAGGAAGGGGAUAUCUUGGUUUCAUGGCCAUCUCUGAAUGGCGACAUCUUUGAUGUGGCCAACGUGGGAAGCUGCGAUCCGAAGACUGAGUGCCUCCAGGGUACCUACCAAAUUGAGAAGGGCGAUCUAGUUUUUGAGUACACUUUUACCAUGGAAGGAGGACAGAAGUUGAUUGUGAAACACGUCUUCUACAUUCCAGUAGACAGCAUCCUUUAA